This is a messenger RNA of Bombus huntii, 2385 nucleotides long. It is a transcript of the gene hyx, whose product is annotated as parafibromin. Gene Ontology annotation, biological process: positive regulation of transcription elongation by RNA polymerase II; transcription elongation by RNA polymerase II. NCBI's taxonomy places the organism in Eukaryota, Metazoa, Arthropoda, Insecta, Hymenoptera, Apidae. Gene Ontology annotation, molecular function: RNA polymerase II complex binding. Gene Ontology annotation, cellular component: Cdc73/Paf1 complex. The transcript has 3 exons. Bases 132 to 1757 code for a protein of 541 amino acids. The record is from RefSeq and is a predicted model, not a curated record.
AUAGGAGACAAAACCCAAUAGGCGUCGGACCAACCAACAGAUCAACCAAUUUAUUUAAAAGUCAUUCUUUUCUAUCCGCGUUUGAUAAAGUAGGAGAAGUUUAUACCAGCGUUCACAAAGAUCUCACAAUCAUGGCGGACCCAUUGAGCUUGCUAAGGCAAUAUAAUGUUAAUAAAAAAGAGAUAAUCGAACGUGAAAAUCAAAUAAUCUUUGGGGAGUUCUCGUGGCCGAAAAAUGUCAAAACUAAUUAUUUAACUUAUGGGUCUGGCAAGGAAGGAACGCCAAAGGAAUACUAUACCCUUGAGUGCCUCUUGUUUUUACUCAAACAUGUACAACUUACACAUCCUGUGUAUGUGCGGCAAGCGGCUGCAGAGAAUAUACCAGUGGUACGAAGACCUGAUAGAAAAGAUUUAUUGGCAUAUCUCAAUGGUGAGACUGCUACAUCAGCCGCCAUAGACAAAUCUGCUCCUUUGGAAAUUCCUACUCAAGUUAAAAGGACAGCUGAAGAUGGAUUGGAAAGUGGUCCCUCUAAAAAGCCACGUUUUGAAGAGACUCAUGUCCAGAAAGUUAAAGAGCAACUUGCUGCCAGGUUGGAUGCUCCAAAGGAAGCUUCCGUCACAGUGGAUAACAUUAAAUCCCUUUCUGAGGCAAUGUCUGUUGAAAAGAUUGCGGCUAUCAAGGCUAAACGUUUAGCUAAAAAACGUACCACAAUUAAAGAAAACGAUGAUAUUGGAAUGGGAUCUGAUUUGCGUGUUAUAUUGAUGGAUGUUGAUGAUACGAAAGACAUAGUUUCUAGAGAAAGACAGUGGAGAACACGCGCGACUAUUUUACAAAGUAGCGGGAAAAUAUUUGCGAAGAAUAUAUUCGCAAUUCUUCAGAGUAUUAAAGCUCGUGAAGAGGGUAGACAGAAAGGUCCUGCUGCACCAACACCUAUAGUUACCCCACGCUCCACACCCAUGCGCCCGUUACCACAGCCAGCUGUUUACAAUCGUUACGAUCAGGAAAGGUUUAUUAGACAAAAAGAAGAGACAGAAGGAUUCAAAAUCGACACUAUGGGUACUUAUCAUGGCAUGACUCUGAAGUCUGUGACAGAAGGCACUAAUCCAGCUGUUAGAAAACCGCCAAGUAAUCCUUCCACGACUCCUAGUUCUGGCUUGCUACCGACUUCUGCUGCUAAACUUACACCGCAGCAAGCGGCGCAGAAUAAGCGUCCUAGCAGAACUCCUAUUAUUAUCAUUCCAAGCGCAAAUACAUCACUGAUCACAAUGUAUAACUCGAAAGAUAUACUACAGGAUCUGAAAUACGUCAGUAACGAAGAAAAACGAGCACAAGGCUGUAAACGAGAGAACGAAGUCCUUUUGCAACGAAGAAAGGAAGGUGGGCUCACGGUACCAUACAGGGUAGUAGAUAAUCCACAAAAACUUACAAAUGCAGACUGGGAAAGGGUCGUGGCAGUAUUUGUAAUGGGUCCAGCUUGGCAAUUCAAGGGUUGGCCUUUCGAUGGUAACCCUGUUGAAAUUUUUUCAAAAAUUUGUGCAUUUCAUUUAAAAUACGACGAAAUGAGGCUAGAUACAAAUGUAGCACGUUGGGCAGUAACGGUGAUAGAACUAAGCAGAACAAAAAGACAUUUGGAUCGGGCAGCAUUAAUGGUAUUCUGGGAACAUCUUGAUAAGUACCUAUCUAUUCAUAGAACCUUCAAAUACGCAUAUAGUACUCCAAUUACUUUAGCUGGUAUCUUAUUCCUUACAGGCAUAUGAUUAAAAACAAGCCACAUCUUCGAUUUUAAACUUGAUCCUGUUCAAGACCACGGUUAUCGUUAACAUGGGUGCACGAUUUUCGCUAGGUUACACACUGAGACAUUGUAUAUAUUACUGAGCAAAUCAACAUGUACAUACAUAUAUACAGAUAUAUAAGUAUUCGAAAAAUGCGAAAAUUUGUCGCGUCUGUACCCAUUUGAAGAGUUCCAUUACGAGAGCUUGGCAAUAAAUUAGAACUAAUCCUCACAUGUUCGCCCAAUGAAUAUAUAUUCGAACUGGGACAUACAUGAGAAACAAUUCACACGUGUAACAUUGUUAAUCUUUCGAUUCGAUUUUACAAAGUAUUCUGGAUUGUAAGAUUAAUAUCCUCGUGUAACUUUCACGUAGUAAAGUUCUUACUAUGGUAUUGGUUACUUUAGUAUAAACUGAUGUGCCUAUUAUUAAGCAAACAACAACAAGCAUUAUUCUUAAAUAUAUAGAGCAUAAAAAAGAACGUGUUUCGUAUAUCCAUACAUGUACCACAACAUGCAACACGAACGACUGGUAGAGAAGAAAAGGAAAUGUUCACGGUGUGGUACAUCCCGUGAAAUGUAUAUUACAGAACCAAAUAAAGAAUAACUAGUAUAUA